GAGAGAGCAUUGAAGCUUAUGUUCUAUAAACACUAGCACAGCUCUGUUCUCACUCUCUCUGAAGCAAGUUUGCGUAUUAGAGCUACAUCAAACUUCUGUCUUUUAUAGUAAAGACUGUGUGUGGAUGUCUAUUGGGACUUUACAUCUUGGAAAUCAUAAAUCCAGAUCUCCUUCAGUGGUCAGUGGUGUUUGGAAGAUGAUGGGACUUUUGGAACUUUUUGUGCUAGCAGCUGCAUUCAACUACGUCUUUGCCUCUACAGAAGUUUGCACCAAUGCUCUCCUACCAGGAGCUAAAGGAGACCAAGGUGAGAUUGGAGAGGAGGGAGAUCAAGGAAAACUGGGGAAGAAUGGACCACCAGGACUUCCAGGAGUGCCAGGAGAAACUGGGCUUAAAGGAGAGGUGGGCCAUGCAGGGAAGACGGGGCCUGAGGGAGACAAAGGUGACAAGGGUGACUUGGGUUUGGAAGGGCCCUGUGGUUUCAAGGGGAAACCAGGUACAACAUGCGACUGUGGCAGGUACAGAAAGGUGGUUGGCCAACUGGAUGUCAGCAUAGGCAAGCUGAGGAAUGCUGUCAAGUUUGUGAAGAAUGUGAUCAUGGGGCUGAGAGAAACAGAAGAGAGAUACUACCUGCUGGUGAAGGAGGCCAAGAAGUUCAGAGAUGCUUCAAUGAACUGUAAGCUACGAGGAGGCGCCCUGGGAAUGCCAAAAACCAACAACACCAACCGCCUCAUGGCAGACUAUGUCAGUCAGGCCGGACUGACAAGAGUUUAUAUUGGAGUACAGGCCCAAAGCGUGGACACAGGUGGAACUAGUGCUUAUGUAUAUGCAGAUACCAGCCCUCUGCAAGGUUUUGCAGCUUGGAGCCAAGAGGUGGAAUUAAAUUCAAAAUUAUCUCCCAGCACAAACUCAAGCUGCGUGGAGCUGCUCAGUACGGGAACGUGGGGUCAUGUGGAGUGUGAAGCAACCCUGUUCUUCAUCUGUGAGUUCCCAAAGAGCAGCAGAAGAGGAGGAGGAGGAGGAGGAGGGGCAUCUGUCUCUGUAUCAUUUUAAGUUGAUGUAACACUUAGACUUGCAUGCAAGGAUCACAUGUAUGCUUUGAUAUUUUCUUGUUUAUGUUGGAAUGGAAAAUGUAUGCAAUUAAAAAAUCACCCGGAAUUAAAUAUAAACUGUGCCUGCAUAAUCAUAAACUGUUGCUUUGUUAUUUAGGUUAACUAUUUAGGUAAAUUAUCACAGCUUGCGGUGAACAAAAUUGGAUGGAACUACUUCAUUCCAAAGUAACCCCUCCUCUUCAGUUGGAUAUUAUCAACACAGGCUGAUGACAUGAUGUCAAAGUCACAUUUAACCAAUUAUCUCAUUUCAGUUAAAAGGCUGUGGGGGGGGGGGGGGGGGGUCCAAAAUCUCAACAUUAACAAGUUCAAACCAAAAUAUUAUCCUCCCCUGAGCAUCACCUUUCAUGGAUGAAGUGUUAGCUGUGUUAUCUAUGUAUUAGCCAGUAUUUUUACCAUUUCUUUAAAUAAAUAGCCUAAAUCAUUUUGGAAACUACAGAUGUAAAAGAGUGGAAACUGGUGAAACAUGUUUUUCACUAUGACUGCCUACAGUAAUAACAGAAAUGUUUUUGUUUUUUUCCUAAACAAAAAAAAGAAAGAUUAACGCAAAUGUGGGAAGUAAAACUGGUUUUGUGAGUUCAACACUGGGAGUUUUUUAAAGUUCAGCAAAGGCUAUUACAGGAGGUAAAAUAUUGCUUUCUAGGCAAUAGGGAGGCCGGGGGCUGGAUUGUUUGCAAAUGAUUUUGGUCGCAACACAAAUAUUAAAUCCUUCUAGUACAACAAAUCGAGACUCUGUGCUUGUAUAUAACUGAAAUAUAAGUAACCUACAAUGAAAGCACCAGGGGUCUCAUCUGUAACCGAUGCAUAGACUGUGAAUAACAGGGUUCUUUUUACCGUCUAUUGCGCUGCUCUGUCACAGACUGCAGACACACGCUGACACACAUACAGCGAACUUUCCCCUCUUCCAGUGCUGCUAAUCAUUAAGUAAAUCACACCAUCAUCCUCCUUUCCCUUUCCGUUUCAUAGCGCGACCAUGGGUGCACACUUGAGAGCUCUAUUCUUUCUUGACUACAUUUCUAUCAGCCUACUUCAUGGUGCGCUACACAUGCGCUCAACUGUGUUCCGUUUGUGUGCCAAACAGAGGCGGCUCAUCUCCGCACAGUAAAUAGGCGGACUUGGCGCGCAAUACUGGUCACAUGACUUGAGUGAUCGAAUGAAAUGUUUGUGUAGUGACUAUGUAAUGUCCAAAUUUCUUAUCUUGCCUUUAGUCACUUGCAUAGGUGUAUGGAAAGUGCUUGACGCAUAAAAAAUAAACAAAUGUCCAAAAUUAAAGUA
This is a messenger RNA of Labrus mixtus (cuckoo wrasse), 2382 nucleotides long. RefSeq names its product collectin sub-family member 10 (C-type lectin) (gene colec10). Bases 125 to 1051 code for a protein of 308 amino acids. The record is from RefSeq and is a predicted model, not a curated record. Lineage: Eukaryota; Metazoa; Chordata; Actinopteri; Labriformes; Labridae. The transcript has 7 exons.